This is a messenger RNA of Pseudo-nitzschia multistriata, 2382 nucleotides long. NCBI's taxonomy places the organism in Eukaryota, Bacillariophyta, Bacillariophyceae, Bacillariales, Bacillariaceae. The record is from the annotation of a GenBank genome assembly.
AACUACUGCACGAAUGAACGAAACGUCUGGGCUCUCCCUUCAGUCCUUCUGCUCUGGUUACGUGACACAACGAAGGUCACCAGAACAUAAGGAAGCAAGCAAAACUACCGGAAAUGACGAUUUCAUUACGUUCACAGUGCAGUAGAAAUACGUAAUACAAUAGCAAUCUUCCGUAAUAAUUUUUCCAGGAAACAUAUGUUGUUGUGUGGGGAAAAGGAAACAAAAAAUACUGGCACCAAUCGUGCCAUAUCCAUAGCAGUAAUAAUAGAAUCAAUUUGCACCUCUUGUGAAGCAUAUACAAUUCAUAACACGACAACCUUCUCUCCACGAAAAUGACCCGCUUGUUCCCCCCCGAAGAGGCAAACUCUUCCGUUCUGAGCGACGAAACCAUCCACGAGGCCCCCGAAGAAUUUGACAGCGACGACAUCAGUAGCAACGAAAGCGAGGACGUAAUGGAUGGGAUCGAUGACGACGAUGAAGAAGACGAUGAUUCAGACUGUAGCGCUUCCACCGUCUCRACGAGCCCAUUGUUGAAACUCAUCCCGACCGCGCUGGCGUCCCCACAGCAGCAGCACCGAUCGUCACUGCUGGACAACGGCAAAAGUGGAAUGCCCCUCCCCCCCGGGAGCCACCUUUCUGCGAACGAGCCCAGACCCGAAAAGGGAGUCGAUCGCCUCCUAUUAAUGGCUCGCUAUCCAAAUGCAGAUGAGUCWCAGAUCCAGCAAGCCCUGCAACGGAAAGAACUCCAACAACGUGCCGCCAAGAUCGCCGCCACAAAAAAGGCGCAACUCUUUCGGGAACAAAAAGACCUUGAGGAUGCCGAACGUUGGAAGCUGCAGCAGGAAAGAGAGCAGAAACAGCUUGAGCAGCUGCGGAACGAAUACCGGCAGCACCAACAAAACCAGGAGCUACAGCAAUUUCAACAGCAACAGCAACUCCAAUUCCACCAACAGAUCGAACAAUUUCAGAUGCAAUCUGUGCAGGCGUCUAACAACGGGAGUGGAGCAGAAAGAUUCGUUGGAACCACCGAGGAAGAGCGGGUGCAGGAAAACAGGUUAAAAAAUUUGAAUAAUGACCAGCACCAUCCAAAGGGAAGUUUUGGCCACGCGGCCAGCCCCUCCAAGAAUAUUUUGCCAAAGCGAUCCCAGAGCGGAACAGACGAGGACGAAGAAGAGGAUCAGGAUGCCUCGUACAUGUGGGUGUCCGGUAUGGCUAGGAGCAGUUAUGAGUCCGAGAACAGCAACUAUCGCAAUAGCAAUGAUGGCGGAAGUAGUGGUGAGGACCACGCCGAUUACUACAGUCGGGCGGUGCUCUCAAAUUCAGGGGGCGAUACGGACGAAAGCGACGACGUUGAAAAAGCGGGGAAUUAUUUCUAUCAUCGUACCAAGAGCGGCGGCAGAGAAUCACCAAAUCACUCGCAGCGAUCGUCCCCCAUCCGAAAGAAUCUGCGGGAAAGCAUGAGCAAGGUUGCGAAGGCGUUCUCAAGCACCGCGAAAGCCACCCGCCCGGUGCCCCUCGGCUCUUCCAUGGACCAUCCGGCCAAGACCGCCGCAGCCUCGAACUCGUCGGGUGACCACGGUGCCAACCGAAAUACAAGCAAUGCCCAUCAAGCACAUCAGCAGAAGUGGCAGCGGUUAAAUUCCGGAAAUAAUAUCGACGACACCGACGAAAACCUUCCCGAUACAGGCAGCAGCAGCUUUGACACGGACCGGGACCACAACAACACCAACAAGUACAGCGUUUCCAGCAGCACUAGUAGCUACUAUCGAAACGACCAGAGCAAACAAGUGAAAGGUUUUCACCAGUACAACGAUGGAGGCUUUGGCCACKCCGAUGACGAUGAGGAUGCCGAUUCAGAAAGGAAACGUCUAAACGGAUCUMGUUGCUGCGUAUGGAYGAAGCGCAACAAGCUGCUCGUGGUGAUAUUUUCAUUUCUUCUUUUGGUUGCAAUCUUAGCAACGGCCCUGAUGGUUGCAAAGAAGAACACCAAYCGCAGCCCCAUGUCAACGGAAAGUAGUCCUAGUGGUGACGAAAUGAUGGUGGACCUUCCCACUGAUUUCGRCAACRACUUAGAGAGCAACGACRCCGAUGGAAACAGCUUUMGCGGCGAGGGWGAGACAUCUACCGGCGAUAUUGCGGUUGCAACUCCCUGGGACAUGCCACGGGUACCUCCACCAUCGAUAGCUCCAGMAUCUUUUCCAACGGAAAACCAGAGCGAAUUUGGCGAGGGUAUUCCGUCACGGCCUCCCKUCCUUUCCCAGCCCACCGAUCAGCCCACGACGUCCUCCAGCGAAGUGCCGUUCCUGGAUUGGACCUGGGACGUCGUUGGUAGUGGCGAAACCAUCAUUAAGGGCACCCCCCAGAUCGACCAGCGGUUUGGGG